AUGAGGAUACCUGUACCGACCGCUUUGAUCUGGGUUCUUUUACUGCUCCAUCACUGCUUUGCUCCUGCGGUGAGCCUAUCAGCUCCAUCCUACGCGAACAAUCGCCAUGUCUGUUUGUUGGAUUCCUACCAAGCUGCGCGUGGGCCUCAUUUUUCUGCCUUGUUUGACGAACUCUUUGAGCAAACUGGCUACAACAGCAAACGGGUUGCCUUUAUAACGGUUGGUAGUGACGACGAUGAGAACGACGACACUUCAAUGUUAUCCUUAAAGGACCAGAUGAAGGACUUGGAAGAAGAGCUGGAUCUGGAGAUUUGUCAACUGGUCACCUUGUCUUCUAUGGAGAUCGAAAACGGACAACGCACUGUGUGUGACGAUCAAAAAGCCCUACGAGACGAAAUUCAGUCGCUGAAUCCUUCCAUUCUGUGGAUUGGCGACCAUCCCAAUUCCAAUGUUCUCCGCUAUACACUUCGAAUUCACAAUGUGGAUGGCAUUGUCCACGAUCUUUGUGGGCCAGCCACAGGGCGAGCCUGCUUGUUUGUCGGCGAGGGAGCGGGAGCCCUGUGUUCCGGUGCCAACAUGGCCGUGGCGAGUCUUCGAGGAGACAACUCCCGUGCCGUGCCCGAAUUGCAGUUUCGAGGACUCGAGCUGCUGGGCCCCAAGCGCUCCGUGUCCUUUGCCAAACCACAACCUAGAAACAUCCCCGAGUUGGAACGACUCCAAAACCAAUUGGCUAGCAUGCCCUUGUACGACGCCGAAGAAGAUGUGACGGUAUGGAUGAACCAGCAACAAGUCUAUGUUUAUUCCCAACAAGAGGGUGCCGAUACCACUAGUCUGGUCAUGAACCCAUAUCAAAAGGGAGCCAUUGAACAGUAUGACAGCUCCUCGUUGCCACCGGCACCUCCUUUGUCGUUUUCGGCGGACGACAACAACGCCAGUUCCGUGGCACGACCGUGCACAGGAGAGCCAUCGGAAGAUCCCUCUCGCACGGUCUACACAACUCAAGUGGAAGAAGGGGAUUAUUGGUAG
This is a messenger RNA of Seminavis robusta, 1026 nucleotides long. NCBI's taxonomy places the organism in Eukaryota, Bacillariophyta, Bacillariophyceae, Naviculales, Naviculaceae. The record is from the annotation of a GenBank genome assembly.